AUGCGCUCCCGUAUAUCAGUCGUAAAUGAAAGAACUCUCUCAAAUGUGUAUGGUCCCUCUGGUGAUCCUGGAACAAUGGACACCAUUUUCUCAACCCCUGGACAAACAUUUUCUGGUGAAUCUUACACCUAUUCGGGCAGCGAACGUCGCACGUGUCCUCCGGGUGUGGACUACGGACGACACUAUCCAAUCUCUUACUUGCAGUUAGCCGAACAAGGUUUUACUGCAAUUAUGAGCAGUGAUCAAUUCGCUCCCAGUUCAGCCACUGAAAAAGCUCGUCUGCGGAGUCGGUCUUUGGCGCGUCCAGGUUAUUCGUCCUCUGCCUUCCACAGUCAACGUCAAUCCCGUCGUGAUACUGCCCCAGCAGCAUCGGUUACACGUCCGCCCGGAGCUUCGUUAGAUCGCCAGCCGCCCGAUGCGACCGAUGCGGAUCACACCAGAGCUAACACAAUUGCAACAACCCCUUUGAAUUUGACUGAUUUGAUUCCUCCGAUACCCAUUCUUAUCGAUCCAUAUCGAACGUGCAUGCCAAACGUGGAUAACUCACUAGUUCCCCUGGUUGCUUUCGAACCUUUGCUCGUUUAUUUUGUCGACAGUGUCAUACGUCUUAUCCGCUCGCCAUCACCAAACCGUCUACAGUACAAUCGCCUGGCGGACAUAUUCGUUGACAUUAUUCAAGCGCCCUUUGCUCAGAACAAAGAGGCACUGCAUUUCACUUCAGCAGAAAGCAUAUCAUUGUGA
Messenger RNA from Echinostoma caproni, 741 nucleotides. The record is from the annotation of a GenBank genome assembly. NCBI's taxonomy places the organism in Eukaryota, Metazoa, Platyhelminthes, Trematoda, Plagiorchiida, Echinostomatidae.